Salarias fasciatus (jewelled blenny) is the source of this 956-nucleotide messenger RNA. RefSeq names its product troponin I, slow skeletal muscle-like. Gene Ontology annotation, cellular component: troponin complex. Gene Ontology annotation, biological process: cardiac muscle contraction; skeletal muscle contraction. The transcript is spliced from 8 exons. The coding region runs from base 93 to 662 and encodes 189 amino acids. The record is from RefSeq and is a predicted model, not a curated record. NCBI's taxonomy places the organism in Eukaryota, Metazoa, Chordata, Actinopteri, Blenniiformes, Blenniidae.
GCUCAUUGUCUUCAGCAGCCACUGUCUGACUCUCCUCUGCUCUGAAGACAGCCAUUCCCAGCUGGAGUGCGGAGCUCGACAGAUCCACAGCGAUGAAUCCCAAAGGGGAUAAGCCGAAGUCGAAGAUCUCGGCUUCUCGGAAGCUCUCCCUCAAAAUGCUUCUCCUCACGAGAGCUUGUGAGGAUCUGGAGCGGGAGAGGCAGGAGAGGGAGGAGGAGAAGGUGCGCUACCUCGGAGAGAAGCUGCCCCCUCUGCAGAUGUCGGGGUUGUCGCUGCAGGAGCUACAAGAUCUCUGCAGGAAGCUCCAUGAAAAAAUAGAGGUUGUGGACGAGGAGAGAUACGAUUGUGAAUACAAAGUGGGAAAACACAACAAAGAUAUCCAUGAGCUCAAACUGAAGGUGCAGGAUCUCGGGGGCAAGUUCAAGAAGCCGGCGCUGAGGAAGGUGAGGGUGUCAGCCGACGAGAUGAUGAGAGCCCUCCUGGGCUCCAAACACAAGGGCUCAAUGGACCUCAGAGCCAACCUCAAGUCUGUGAAGAAGGAGGACGUCAAGCAGGACAAGGUUCUUACCACUGAGGUGGGUGACUGGCGUAAGAACGUGGAGGCCAUGUCAGGCAUGGAGGGACGUAAGAAGAUGUUCGACACAGGCGGCGGAGCUCAGUGAGGCUCCUCACUCAGCAGCGGCUGCUCACCCGAAAGCAGGAGGAGGAAUCCCGAGUCAACAGAAAUAGAGAUUUUAAAGGCCAAUCAACCUGAAAAUUGUUGGCAUACUGUUUGAGGUGAAAGCAUGUGGAAGCUUCAGUACAUCUGCUUGAAGGCCAUUUCCAGUGACUCAAAGCACUACAAGUGGAAAAGUAGACUCCCAUUGUUGUUGUUUUUUUAUUACCAAGAAUAUUUUGUUUUGCUAUGACACCUUCUGGCAAUAAAAUGGAUCUAAAUAAGUGGAUAAACCAUUUCA